AUGUCACGUACGGCGAAACGUCCAAGAGGUGGGAAUUCUUGGAAAGCCUCAACACAAAGGGGCUUGCUGGGAACAAGGUUUACAAUAGCAGCGUCACCUGACUUGAUGGCUUUUGGGUUUUCUUCGGUGGUUUUUCCUGUACGACGGUCACAUUUUUCCUUGAUCUCUGCGAAUUUGCAGGCAAUCGACGUAACCACGACGCAAUUCCUUGACAGAGACGUUCUUAACGUUGAAACCAACGUUGUCUCCGGGGACGGCCUCAGUGAGGGCUUCGUGAUGCAUUUCUACGGACUUAACUUCAGUGGUAAGUCCAGCGGGGGCGAAAGUAACAACCAUACCUGGUUUCAACAAACCAGUUUCGACACGACCGACUGGUACUGUUCCAAUACCUCCAAUCUUAGGUUUGUCGGUGGGUCUGCUUGGUGGCAAGAUAGCGUCAAGAGCUUCAAUGAGGGUGGUACCUUCACCGUUACCGUCUUUACGUUCAACCUUCCAUCCCUUGAACCAUCCCAUUUUGCUGGAUGUCUCCAACAUGUUGUCUCCGUGCCAUCCAGAGAUGGGGACGAAAGCAACAGCGGCUGGGUUGUAACCAAUCUUCUUGAUGGCUCCGAAUUCCAACAUAGAGCAAGGUCCCGGCACCUUAUCGAUCGCUCGUCGGUCGAAAUCUAA
This is a messenger RNA of Cotesia congregata, 669 nucleotides long. NCBI's taxonomy places the organism in Eukaryota, Metazoa, Arthropoda, Insecta, Hymenoptera, Braconidae. The record is from the annotation of a GenBank genome assembly.